Messenger RNA from Malurus melanocephalus (red-backed fairy wren), 3017 nucleotides. It is a transcript of the gene ASCC2, whose product is annotated as activating signal cointegrator 1 complex subunit 2. Gene Ontology annotation, molecular function: ubiquitin binding. Gene Ontology annotation, biological process: regulation of DNA-templated transcription. NCBI's taxonomy places the organism in Eukaryota, Metazoa, Chordata, Aves, Passeriformes, Maluridae. The transcript is spliced from 19 exons. The record is from RefSeq and is a predicted model, not a curated record. The coding region runs from base 61 to 2319 and encodes 752 amino acids.
GCUCGGCCACGGAAGCGGCGCGGGGCUGGCGGGACGCGUGUGCCGGAACAAGCSACCAGGAUGCCAGCAUUGCCUCUGGAUGAGCUCCAGCUGACAGAAAGGGAUCCCAAGACAGGGAAACUGAGAACUUUACCAGCACUGCACCCAGAAAUUAAAGCAGAUCGGUCGUUUGUGCUGUACAAACCCCCUCCUGCCAUCAGAGACCCUGCUUUGGUGGAGGAGUUCCUGGAGCGAGCAAAAUUCAUUGCAGAUGACCUGAACUGGCUUCUGGCUUUGCCUCAUGACAAAUUCUGGUGCCAGGUGAUCUUUGAUGAGACCCUGCAGAARUGUUUGGAUUCCUACCUGCGCUCCGCCCCUCGCAAGUUUGACGCGCUCUGGGAUUGCCACCCGGAGGUGAAUGAGCUGCARAAAUGCCUCCAUCGCAGUGUCUUCCUCACUUUCCUCAGGAUGUCCACCCACAAGGAGUCCAAGGAUCAUUUUAUCACUCCCUCUGUSUUUGGAAAAAUUAUUUACAAUAACUUCCUGUUUGACAUCCCGAAGAUUCUGGAUCUCUGUGUCCUUUUUGGGAAAGGAAAUGGUCUCCUGCUCCAGAAGAUGAUUGGAAAUAUCUUCACUCAGCAGCCCAGUUAUUUCAGUGACCUCGAUGAAACUCUGCCCACUGUCCUCCAGGUGUUCAACAACAUUUUGCACAAGUGYGGUUUGCAGUGCGAGGGGGCCUGUGCUGAGCCCCAGAAACUGGAAGAGAAAGUCAGUGUGACUCCAGGGAACAUGCCCCUCCAGGAGCUGAAGGACAUUGUGCUGUAUUUAUGUGACACCUGCACAACUCUCUGGGCUUUUCUUGAUGUCUUUCCCUUGGCUUGCCAGACCUUCCAAAAACAUGAGUUUUGUUACAGAUUAGCUUCAUUUUAUGAACUGGCAAUUCCUGAGCUGGAAUCUGCAAUCAAGAAGAGGCAUUAUGAAGAUAACAGUGUUUUUGCUGAUUUGUGGAGGAGGAUUUCACACUCCAGAAAGAAGAUGAUAGAAGUUUUUCACAUCCUGAUAAACCAAGUCUGUCUGCAGCCCAUCCUAGAGAGCAGCUGUGAGAAUAUUCAGCCAUUUAUUGAGGAGUUUCUGCAGAUCUUCACCUCGGUGCUUCAGGAAAGGAGAUUUCUCCGUGACUAUGACGAGCUGUUUCCCAUUGAGGAUGAUGUGAGUCUGCUCCAGCAGGCAUCCUCCACUCUAGAUGAGACGAGGACAGCCUACAUCCUCCAGGCAGUGGAAAGUGCCUGGGAAGGGGUAGACAGGAAGAAAGGACCAGCUGAUAAAGAUCCAGCAGCAGCAGCAGCAUCCAAUGGAGCAUCAGCGAUGGUGGAGAGCASCCCUGAGGACGGGGAGGAUGUGGGGGCUGCGUGUGCCCUGGAGGAUGAGUGUGCCGGCGCUGCGGCCGCGCCCAUCGCCCGCGUGUCCGGCGUGGAGCUGGACUCCCUCAUCUCCCAGGUGAAGGAUCUGCUGCCAGACCUGGGUGAGGGCUUCAUCCUGGCCUGCUUGGAGGAGUAUGGAUAUGACACGGAGCAGGUGAUCAACAACAUCCUGGAGGAUAAGCUGGUGCCGUACCUGGAUAAGCUGGAUCGAAGGAUGCAAAGGCAGCUGAAGCCAGACCCCACCCCUCUGGUCAGCUCUCGCUACAACGUUUUCCAGAACGAUGAGUUCGAUGUUUUCAGCAGGGAUUCGGUGGAUGUGUCUCGGAUUCAGAAAGGCAAGAGGAGGGAGAAGGACACGACCCGAAGUUUGGUGAACGACAAGCGUUUGGUGACGGAGCAGAGGGAGCGCUACAGCCAGUACAGCGUGGUGCUGGAGGAGCUGCCCCUGCAGCCCGGGAAUGCCCAGGGCUAUGAGGACUACGAGGAUGAGUACGAUGACACCUAUGAUGGGAACCAAGUGGGUGCAAACGACGCUGACUCGGAUGAUGAGCUCAUCUCCAGGAGGCCAUUCACAAUUCCUCAGGUCUUGAGACCUAAAGGACAGGAGGAAGGACRGGAGACAGAGGAAGAGGAUGAAGAGGAGGAAGAGGAAGCUGAAAAGGAAAGAACAAAGGACCACUUCGUGCAGGACCCGGCUGUCCUGCGGGAGAGGGCUGAAGCCAGGCGCCAGGCAUUCCUUGCCAGGAAGGGGCACAAGCACGACAGCUCUGCYGUUGUUGGGAACGCCAAGGGCCACGGGCAGAACCGGGAGACGGUGCAGGAGCGGAGGAAGAAGGAAGCAAACAAAAGCACAAGAGCCAACCACAACCGCCGGGCCAUGGCCGACAGGAAGCGCAGCAAGGGCAUGAUCCCUUCCUGAGGGAUCCCCUGCCCAAGAGGAAGCUCUUGGAAUUUCCUUGGAAUUUCCCUGGCAUUCCCUUUGCUCAGGGGACUGAUGUUGUGUGCAAUACCCAGCACCUCGGCUCACAUGGACCCACAUUCCCUGUGGGAGCACUGCCCAUUCCCAGGAAGGAGCUGUGCUCUGACUGUGUGUGCCAGUGGCUGCACCCAAUACAUGGCACAGGCUGCCCCAGCCAUUCCUGCCCUUUUGUACUAUUUAUAAUCUGCAGAGUUUUAUUUUCCUACUGGCUCCUUGCACCCUCUCUGCCCACCCUGGAGUGGGCAGCUCUGAGGGCACGGCCUCCAUGGAAAUGCCUUAUCCUGAACUGGAGUCACAAAUUGUCCCAAGCUGGAAGGGACCCACAGGGAUCAUGAGUCCAACCCCUGGCUCUGCCCAGACCCCCAAACAAUYCCACCCUGUGCAUCCCUGGCAGCCUKGGGGCUGRGCCUGYUCCCUGGGGAGCCUGGGCAGUGCCCAGCACCCUCUGGGGACAGAAGAACCUUUCCCUGCUCUCCRCCUAAUCCUCCCAUGCACAGCUCUGUGCUGGUAGGGAGAGGCUCAGGCUGUUCCCACUGCUGACAGACCCACAGGGGUUCAGGUGAGUAAGACCUUAYGGAUUUCUGUCCCUUAAGUGAGGCCUCUGAAAACAGAUGGUACAAAUAAAAGAUAUAGAUGUU